Salvelinus namaycush (lake trout) is the source of this 5358-nucleotide messenger RNA. RefSeq names its product mucin-2-like. Gene Ontology annotation, cellular component: extracellular matrix. The record is from RefSeq and is a predicted model, not a curated record. Gene Ontology annotation, molecular function: protein binding. NCBI's taxonomy places the organism in Eukaryota, Metazoa, Chordata, Actinopteri, Salmoniformes, Salmonidae. The transcript has 39 exons. The coding region runs from base 1 to 5358 and encodes 1785 amino acids.
AUGUCUGACAUCCUCCUUCUGAUGGCUCGCCAGUCCAACCAUGUGAACAGCAUCUGCAGCACCUGGGGCAGAGAGCACUUCAAGACCUUCGAUGGAGACGUGUACCAGUUCCCAGGGACGUGUGAAUACAACCUGGCCUCCGACUGCCACUCUGAGUCCUACCAGGAGUUCUCUGUGCACCUGAAGAGGAACGAGGCUACUGAGACCGAGGGGAACCCUACGGUCAAACACGUAGUGGUCACUAUCAACGACCUGGUCUUCCAUCUGACCAAGACUCAGGUCGCGGUCAAUGGAGAAAUUGUAACUCUGCCAUACUACAAUGGAGGAGUCCAACUGGAGAGGAAUGCAGUUUACACCAAACUUUACUCCAAGGUUGGCCUGGUUGUCAUGUGGAAUGGAGAAGAUGCCGUCAUGGUGGAGCUGGACACGGAGUAUACCAACCGUACCUGUGGUCUCUGUGGAGACUUCAAUGGCCUUCCAGUCCACAGUGAAUUUAUUCAUGAUGGUCGUAAAGUGAGCCCCAUUGAGUUUGGAAACAGGCAGAAGGUCCACAGGCCCAACGAGGACUGUGAAGACCCCUAUGAAGAGGAAGAGGAAGAUGAACCUGCAGACGUUCAGCCUAAAGAGGACACAUGCAAGGAGUUUCAUGCCCAGUGUGACCAGCUCCUGCGCUCGGCGUUGUGGAGCUCCUGUGGUGCGGUCGUGAACCCUGAGCCCUACAUCCAGGCCUGUGUUCAGGACCUGUGUGGCUGCAGCAACACUUCUGAUAGCUUCUGUGUCUGCAGCACCCUGGCAGAGUACUCCAGACAGUGCUCCCACGCCGGGGGACAGCCACCCCACUGGAGAACAACAGCCUUCUGUGACAAGCAGUGUCCGUUCAACAUGGUGUAUCUGGAGAGUGGCUCUCCCUGCAUGGAUACCUGUACCCACUCAGACACCAGCUCCCUGUGUGAAGAACACCUGAUGGACGGCUGCUUCUGCCCUCACGGGACUGUGUUUGAUGACAUCUCAAAGCGGGGGUGUGUCACUCAGGACCAGUGUCAGUGCAAACAUGACAAAAUUUACAACUCUGGGGAAGUAUUCAGACAGGACCGUGAAGAAUGUGUCUGUCACCAUGGUCAGUGGUCCUGUAAAAGUCUGCCCAGCCCUGGUACAUGUGCAGUUGAGGAGGGUUCACACGUGACGACCUUCGAUGGGAAAGCAUUCACCUUCCAUGGGGACUGCUACUACCCCUUAGCCAAGGAUGAAGCCAGUCCAAAGUUCACUGUGCUGGUCCAGCUGGUUCCCUGUAUAAGACAGAAGUUUGACACUUGCCUCAAGAGUGUUGUGGUCUUGUUAAACAAUGAUAGAAACAACGCUUUGGUGAUUACCGCCGAUGGGAAAGUCAGCCACAAUGCACAGAUCACUCUGCCUUACAACACAGCUGACAUCAGUGUGUUCAAGCCGUCGUCCUUCCACAUGAUUCUCCAGACCAGCUUUGGGCUGCAGGUUCAGAUCCAGCUGGUCCCUAUCAUGCAGGUCUAUGUCACCCUGGACGAGAGCUACAAGACCAAGACACAAGGUCUGUGUGGGAACUUCAACAAGGUUCUUUCUGAUGACAUGAAGACCCCUCAGGGUAUGGUGGAGGGAACAGCCUCUUCAUUUGGGAACUCCUGGAAGGCUAAUCCUACCUGUAGAGACAGAGAGGAGAGGCUGGACGACCCCUGCUCCCUCAGUGUGGAGAAUGAGAACUAUGCUAAACAUUGGUGCUCCAUGCUAAGAAGUUCUGACAGCACUUUUGCCAAGUGCCAUGCCAUGGUAGACCCCGAGCUUUACUACAAGCGAUGCACGUACGCUAGCUGCAACUGUGAGAAGAGUGAAGACUGCCUGUGUGCCGUCUUCUCCUCCUAUGUACGAGACUGUGCUACCAAGGGAGUGGUCCUGUCGGGCUGGAGAGAGAACGUGUGUGACAAAUACACUGGUAACUGCCCAGCGUCUCAGACCUACUCUGACCAGCUCCAGAGAUGUCAGCUGACUUGUAGCUCCCUGGCCAGCAAACGCCAGGGUUGUACCAACGACUUCCUCCCCGUGGAUGGUUGCUCCUGCCCGGACGGACUCUACAUGGAUGAUAGGGGCACCUGUGUACCCAUGGACAAAUGCCCCUGCUUCCACAACGGGGUCCACAUCAAGCCUGGGAAGUCCAUCAACAUUCAGGAGGAGCACUGCACCUGUAAGAGUGGGAAAUGGGAGUGCACAGAUAAGAAGUGCCCAGGAACCUGUACCAUCUACGGCAGUGGCCAUUACAAAACCUUUGAUGAGCGCACAUAUGGCUUCCAAGGAAAAUGUGGCUAUGUGGCUGUCCAGAACAAAUGUGGGAACCGGCCUGUCCAGGACAACUUCAUGGUGAUCACAGAGAACAUACCGUGUGGAACCACAGGCACCACUUGCUCCAAGUCUGUCAGGGUUCAACUGGGGAGAACAGAGCUGAAACUAUCAAAGGGGACUUAUGAAAUGGUGAACCUAGGAGUGGGCUCUCAGAUCCAGUACCGAGUGAGGACCGUCGGUCUGUACCUGAUUGUUGAGUCAGACAUCGGGAUCGCAGUGCUGUGGGACCGCAAAACUACCGUCCGCAUCGUCCUGGAGCCACAGCAUAGUGGAGCAGUGUGCGGCCUGUGUGGGAACUAUAAUGGAGACGGCAGAGAUGACUUCACCACGCAAGGUCAGCUAGUAGUCAGCAGCCCUGUGGAUUUUGCUAACAGCUGGAAAGUGUCAAGCACUUGCCCCGACGCAGAAAGCAACGUGGACCCAUGUGGCGCCAGACCCAACCGUCACAACUGGGCUAAGAUGCAGUGCAGCAUCAUCACAGGAAAGACUUUCCAACUGUGCCACAAGAAGGUAGACCCUACUCUGUACUUUGAGAACUGUGUGAAAGACUCCUGUGCCUGUGAUACUGGUGGAGACUGUGAGUGUUUCUGUACAGCUGUAGCAGCCUACGCCCAGGCCUGCACUGAAGCUGGAGUCUGUGUUGCAUGGAGAACACCAGAGAUCUGUCGUUGUUACCCACAAUGCCCUCCAGAUAGGCCAAUAUUUGAUGAAGAGACCGGGGAGUGUGUUGAGGAAUGUCAAAAUGAGACUUUCUGGCUGUGCAACUGCACUUUGGCCAGAUGCAUUGAAAACAACACCAUUGAGAUCAUCGCAUACAAAUGCCCAGAGCCUGAGCCAAUCACAUGUACCAAUGGCAAGAAACCAGUGCUACAGUGGGAUGAGUUCUACUGCUGCCAACACUACGUGUGUGACUGUGUCUGUGAGGGUUGGGGAGACCCCCAUUACAUCACCUUCGACGGGCUCUUCUACAGCUUCCAAGGGAACUGUACCUAUGUGCUGAUGGAGGAGAUGUGGCCGCGUCACCAAUUUAAGAUCUACAUCGACAAUGUCAACUGUGAUCCCACCGAGGAUGUGUCUUGUCCUCGAGCCAUCAUCGUGUCCUACCGCUCAACAGUUAUAACACUGAAGAAUCACAACCUCAUUGGAGCUGCUCAGUUGGAGGCUCUUAUUGAUGGAGUUUCCCUGAGACUACCCUUCACACGGCACGGUGUGAAGGUGAUGAACUCUGGUAUCAACAUGGUCUUGGAGAUAGCACACCUCCAGGUGGUAGUUACCUUUGGUGUCACUGGCUUCAGCGUCAACCUUCCUUGGCAACACUUUGGCAACAAUACACAGGGUCAUUGUGGAACAUGUAGCAACAACCAGGCUGAUGACUGCAUGUUGCCAGGAGGUCAGCUGGUGGAGAACUGUGCUGUGAUGGCAGACUACUGGCAAGCCAAGGACAUCUCCCAGCCUGACUGCCAUGUGCCACCUGGAAUCCCCACCAACUCUCCUCUCCCUGAACCCACACAGAAGCCAUGCAAGCCAGACUCCUCUGUCUGUGAUCUCCUGAAGGACAGCAUUUUUGCAGCCUGUCAUCCGUUUGUCUCACCUGACAACUUCUACAAGGGCUGUGUCUAUGACAGCUGCCACGUGUCCAACCCAGCGGUGGAGUGCACCAGUCUGCAGACAUACGCUGCUGCCUGUGCCCAGUUUGGAGUAUGCAUCUACUGGAGAAACCACACCGAGCUCUGUGCCAGCGACUGCCCAGCUGACAAAGUCUACAAGCCCUGCGGUCCUGCAGAACAGCCAACCUGUGAUGACAAUCCAGACGAGUCUAGGAUGAACUUCACCACAGAAGGCUGCUUCUGUCCUGAUGGGAUGAAACUCUUCAACAAGGAAUCAGGGAUCUGUGUUGAUAAGUGUGGAUGCCUUGACCCUGAAGGUGUUCCGCGAGAGUUCAACGAGAGGUUUGAGUACAAGUGCCAGGAUUGCGUUUGUUUGGAGUCCACCAAGGCUGUGACCUGUAAACCCAAGGUCUGCUCCAAACCACCAGUAGAGAUAUGCACUGGUCCAGGCUUUGUAUAUGUCAACCAAACCGAUCCAUCCGAUCCAUGCUGCUCCAGCCUCGUCUGCCGUUGUGACAGCAGCACUUGCCCACCAACCAACAUGAACUGUCCUAUUGGGUUCGUGCCAGUGGUUUCAGUCCCGGAGGGAAAAUGCUGUCCAGAGCACACAUGUGAGCCUAAAAGAGUUUGUCUUCACAAAGGCGUUGAAUACCUGCCCAAUUCUAAAGUACCAGGAUCAGAGUGCCAGGAGUGCACCUGCACCAACAAAGUGGACCCCAAGUCUGGUCAUUACCAAAUUGACUGUGGAUUCAUGCAAUGUGACAAAGAUUGUGAAAAGGGAUAUGAGUACCAGGAGCCAGACUAUUCCUCAGAUGACUGCUGUGGUAAAUGUGUUCAGACCCACUGUGUCCUCCAGAUCAAUGGGACCAAGCAGUUGUUGAAGCAUGGAGAUACAUGGUCAGCUCCUGGUGACAAGUGCCAGCAGUACAGCUGUGUGAAAAACGGUGAUAACUAUCUGACCCAGAGCUCCAACAUCCAUUGCCCACCCUUCCAGCAGGCCAACUGCCAGCCUGGUUCAAUUCAGACCGCUGCAAACGGCUGCUGUAGAAUUUGUGUGGAGAAGGACAAGGCCUGUAAGAGAGGAUCCAUGAAGAGUUUCAUCAACCACAAGAACUGCCAGUCUAUUGAGGAGGUGGAGAUGCCGUACUGUGAGGGAUCCUGCAACACCUUCACCAAGUACUCUGCGAUGGCUGCGUCUCUGGACCACUCGUGUGCCUGUUGCCAGGAGUCCCGGUCCAGUAACCGCACGGUGGACCUACAGUGUCUGAAUGGAGAUGUGGUGCCCUACACCUACCUACACGUGGAGGAGUGUAACUGCAGACACAGCGACUGCCACAGAGCCAUUAGGGUGCCUGUCCGUAAGACACGCAGCAACACGCUGGUGUAA